AUGGCUGUUGGAGGGACCGGACCCAAGAGGCAAAAUCGGAAAAAGCAAAAGAGCCCUCCCUAUAAGGGGCAACGACGGCUAGGAGUCAAGUCAGCUCAGCGGAGCAACGACGGAGUGUAUAUGCGGAUGGACGACCUCGGGAGGGAGAGGAAGAGGGAGGUUGGCGUUGGAGCGAGGACGAGGGUGAGGAUACGAUGGGGGAUAAACAGCAAUGAUGUAGCGAGGUACUGUCUACCUUGGCGGAGCACUGUCCACGGCUCUCUCCACGGCGAAUUUGCCCAGCUCAGCUCACAAUCCUAUUUAUUCCUCGUCGCCCUCGUUAGUGGCAUUCGGCUGCAAGCCCUCCAGAUCCUCAUCCAACUCCAGCAAAGAGACGCAGAGGCGCUAAGGCGUAAAGGAUAA
Molecule: messenger RNA, 402 nt
Organism: Histoplasma mississippiense
Lineage: Eukaryota; Fungi; Ascomycota; Eurotiomycetes; Onygenales; Ajellomycetaceae
Exons: 4
Coding region: 1-402 (133 amino acids)
Source: RefSeq, a predicted model, not a curated record